Messenger RNA from Hippocampus zosterae (dwarf seahorse), 6179 nucleotides. It is a transcript of the gene gpc6a, whose product is annotated as glypican 6a. Bases 65 to 1780 code for a protein of 571 amino acids. Gene Ontology annotation, biological process: regulation of protein localization to membrane; regulation of signal transduction; cell migration. The transcript has 10 exons. The record is from RefSeq and is a predicted model, not a curated record. Lineage: Eukaryota; Metazoa; Chordata; Actinopteri; Syngnathiformes; Syngnathidae. Gene Ontology annotation, cellular component: cell surface; synapse; extracellular region.
CCCGCUCCGAGUGGAUUUAUCCUUUCCGAGAGACACCAUCGAGGAGUCCACGCUGUGGUUUGCGAUGUGGAGCCCGCAAGUGGUUGUGUGCACGCUGUGGCUGCUGCUGCUGCUGCUGUCCACAUCUUUCGGGGCCGAGAGCAAAGCUCGAAGCUGCAGCGAAGUUAGACAAGCGUUUCAUGCCAAAGGAUUCGGUCUUGUCAAUGCGCCUCAUCAGGAAAUAUCAGGUGAGCACCUGCGCGUCUGUCCUCAGGGAUACACCUGCUGCACAUCCGACAUGGAAGACAAGCUCAACCAGCAGAGCAAGAUGGAGUUUGAGAAGUUGGUGGAGGAGAGGAGCCACAACAUGAGAGCGACGUUUGUUUCCAGCCAUAAAAAGUUUGACGAGUAUUUCUUGGAGCUGCUGGACAAUUCAGAGAGGUCUCUGAAUGGCCUCUUCUCAAGGACAUUUGGGAAGCUGUACAUGAAAAACUCGGAGGUGUUCCAGGACCUGUUCACCGAGCUGAAGCGCUACUACACAGGGGGCAACGUCAACUUGGAGGAGAUGCUCAAUGAUUUCUGGGCCCGGCUGCUGGAGCGGAUGUUCCAGCUAUUCAACUCCCAGUACCACUUCACGGACGAUUACUUGGAGUGUGUCAGUAAAUACUCUGAUCAACUCAAGCCCUUUGGAGACGUGCCCAGGAAACUGAAGGCCCAGGUCACCAGGGCUUUAAUUGCCGCUCGGACUUUUGUCCAGGGCCUCAUGGUCGGUCGGGAAGUUGCCAACAGGGUUGCCAAGGUGAACGUUGCUCCGACAUGCGUCCGAGCCUUGACCAAGAUGUUGUACUGCCCAUACUGUCGAAGCAUGCCCGGGCUCAAGCCCUGCCAAAACUACUGUCAAAACGUCAUGAGAGGCUGUCUCGCAAACCAGGCUGACCUCGAUCUCGAAUGGAACACUUUUACCGAUGCCAUGUUGCUGGUGGCGGAGAGACUGCAGGGGCCUUUUCACAUCGAAGCAGUCAUAGAGCCGAUUGACCUCAAGAUUUCCGAGGCCGUCAUGACGAUGCAGGACAACAACAAGAUACUAUCAGCAAAGUUUUUUCAGAGUUGCGGUCCGCCAAAGGCUUCGGGGAUAGGCAGGUCUGCACGUGGCAUUUCAGAUGUGUUCAGCGGCCGUUUCAGACCGUACCCUCCCGAGGAAAAGACAACCGCGGCCACGGAGACAAGCCUGGAUCGAUUGAGGGCUGUCUGGAUGACAAUGCAACACAGUGUGAUUGACAUCAGAGAGAAACUAAAGGUGUCCAAAGGGUUCUGGUCCAACCUGCCAGAUGAUAUCUGCGCCGAUGGCAAAUUGACAGAGUCUGACGAAGAGCAGUGUUGGAAUAGUCACGCCAAGGCCAGAUAUUUCCCAGAGGUGGUGAAGGAGGGACUAACCAACCAGGUGAACAACCCAGAGGUGAACUUGGACAUCACCAGGCCCGACACAUUAAUUCGACAACAAAUAAUGGCCCUGCGUGUCAUGAGCAACAAGCUGAAAAAUGCAUACAAUGGAAAUGACAUCUACUUCCAAGAUUCCAGCGACGAAGGCAGCACUUCCGGCAGCGGCAGCGGCUGCUCAGACGGCUGCACGACGGAGGCCGUCCUGGUGGGAUCCAAGGCUCCUGUGAUCAGGGCCGACAGAAGUGACGUCCACACAGCAGCGGCGGCGGCGGGCAAGACGCUUUCCCACGGACCGUCGCAACUAUUAAUGAUGACCGCCCUCAUAACAUCAUUUAGCGCGGCGCAGCCCAGAUGGAGAUAAUACGAUGAGCGCGAGUUGCUCACUAACUACGAUACUGCCGCGAACAUGUCUGUUUAAGCACGUUCAACGGCUGCUCCCUCACCAGACCUGUCGAAGCUUCAGGAAAACACCCCGUCGAGACUUGCUGACUGUGUGCAAGGACUUGAAACCAGGACAGCGCUGCGUCCUUGUCAUCCCCAACAGAAAUACUUGGUGACAAAACUGAAAAAGCUUUUCACCCCUGAACAAAAAUGGUGGGCGGUCACUCAUCGUUUUAGGAGUGCAUUUUCAGUAUCAUCGCUGGUGACAACUCAUUCGGUGGCGUUCCUGCCUGGUUAUAUUUUCUAGAUAAUGCAGGAAUGUGAUUUUAUUUCCUUCGUACACAACUUCGGGACUGGCGUCAGUUGAUCGUAUUCGACCACCGCCAACCCCCACCUUUGGAUAGAAUAAAAAAAAAUGCUUACUGUGUGCAUGCAAAGAAAUAGUAUUCAAUUCAACGCAGGUUUUGAAAUCUUUUGGCUUUAAUGAUUUGGACAAGAUUAUACACGAGUUGAUCGACAUUUUCAGACAUAGGAAAUCAGUUUGGCUUCAGGCGACUGCUUUCUUUUCGGCAUGUCAUCCUUGCACAUUUCCUCUCCAAAACUGGGGGCUUUUGGACUGCACCGAGGGAACCGCUUUGCACAGAUAUAUUUUGCCGGCUUUUUUGAAUCAUACCUGAAACACAAAUUUGAAUACCUCUUCUUUUUCUCCAAUUAAAUUUGGUAUCAUGCUAGCUAUAAUUGUGGCGGCCCGGUAGUCCAGUGGUUAGCACGUCGGCUUCACAGUGCAGAGGUACCGGGUUCGAUUCCAGCUCCGGCCUCCCUGUGUGGAGUUUGCAUGUUCUCCCCGGGCCUGCGUGGGUUUUCUCCGGGUGCUCCGGUUUCCUCCCACAUUCCAAAAAACAUGCAUGGUAGGCUGAUUGAACGCUCCAAAUUGUCCCUAGGUGUGAAUGUGAGCAUGGAUGGGUGUUCGUCUCUGUGUGCCCUGCGAUUGGCUGGCAACCAGUUCAGGGUGCCCCCGCCGACUGCCCGAAGACGGCUGGGAUAGGCUCCAGCACCCCCCGCGACCCUAGUGAGGAUUAAGCGGUCCGGAAAAUGGAUGGAUAGCUAUAAUUGUUUCCAUUGAAGGUACUGAAAUGGCACGUUGUUGGUUGAGUCAAAGACUAAUAACUCUAAAAACCUAUCCAUGAGAGAUUACUCACUUGCUUUGAUUUUGAUUUAUUCUUAGAAGGCAGUAUUCCAUCUCUAAAUUCUGACCUCUUUUCCCAAUCAGUAUUUACUUCAGUCAUCAGACCGCAGCUUCCAAAUAUAAGGCGCAGGUAUGAUCUCCACAAAGCCAUCGAUUUGAAACUAAGCUGAGAGCAGAGGUUAGAGCCACGUGCCGGUAAUCAAACGACAAAGGUCACUCCGCACUACUCUGUUGAUCUCCUGCAGAUUGUGACCUCAACGUGAUGUAAAAGCUUUUAGGGCAUGGCCAGUUUCACGUGCCCAACAUGUAAUUUAUGUAACCUUGGGUCACGAAAAGCCAAGUUACAGACUUGUUGCAAGGGAGACCAAUAAAAGGGGGCAAAUGUUGACGGUAUCAGGGCGGUGCAAAGUCACGAGGAUGCAGUGUGUCUCAAGAUAAAAACCUGACAAGUGAGUCUCUUUUCCUAAAGCCCUCCUGUCGAGCAAAUUAACAGCUGCGGUGAGCAUCUCAAACAGAUUACACGUUCCAUGUAGUGGGUACGGAACAUUACACCUCUCCUCGCUGCUCUCCAGAAGGAGAUGAAGCGCUUUUCCCUCAUGGCCGUUGUCCUUCAAAAGUUCUUAAAUACAAAACGACAAGCACAAUGGAAAAUAUGGCGCUCCUGUCGAUUCUCUCAAAUGAUUCAAAUAGUUGAGUGGUUGUGGAUUGAGACAUUUGACGCGAAAUAAAAGUAUUUGUAUUUGACCAUAUGGUUUUCCGGAGAGAGUGCAACAAAAAAGCUUGCAGGUCAAGUCAGAAUGAGAAGCAGAUGAAUUCUCUCAUCUCUUUCCGUGCAGAAAGUGUAUUAACAGGAGGCGGCCGGCAGAUUCCAGGCAAACUCACCAUGGUGCAAUUGAAUCAGGGACAAGACUCCCCAGUGUGAAACAGAGAGCCAUACAGAAAUAGAUGAGCAGCACAUUGCGUAGUUGGGGACAUGAAGCUCAAAACUGUUUAGAAGUGCUCAUUUCUCAGCAAGUACACCGCUCUCAACCCGACUGCGCUCCCUCCUACGUGCUCAAGUCAGGAGGUGAGCGGCAUUUUGGACCAACUGGAGACGCUUGAGGGAUGACUGGUUGACUCCAAAAUGAAAUACGUGAAAGUAAGACAACAGAGAUGUUAGAAAGGCACGGAUUAGUGUUUUUAUGAAAGGACAGGCUUUUGUUUAGCAGGUGGCCUAAAAAUGUGUUUGUUUUUAAAGCUUGAUUUAAUCAUCUUCAUCUUCCGUACCGCUUGAUCCUCACUAGGGUCGCGGGGGGUGCUGGAGCCCAUCCCAGCCGUCUCCGGGCAGUAGGCGGGGGACACCCUGAAUCGGUUGCCAGCCAAUCGCAGGGCACACAGAAACGAACAACCAUUCGCACUCACACUCACACCUAGGGACAAUUUAGAGUGUUCAAUCAGCCUGCCAUGCAUAUUUUUGGAACGUGGGAGGAAACCGGAGCACCCGGAGAAAACCCACGCAGGCCCGGGGAGAACAUGCAAACUCCACACAGGGAGGCCGGAGCUGGACUCGAACCCGGUACCUCUGCACUGUGAAGCCGACGUGCUAACCACUGGACUACCGGGCCGCCAUGGCGCCACCAAUUAAAAAAAAAUCACUGUCCAAUUUGAAAUCCAGAUUCUAGACUGCUGGCGUAAGAUGAUAAGAGGCCAGUGGAGCUGGGUCAACAGGAGGAGGUAUAUAAGGGGGAUAUCUGGGGACCAUAAUUCAUUUGGAAGGUUGAGGUUCAAGAGGUUUCGUGCCACCCAGGCUUUAAUUUCCUACAGACAGGACAAAAGUGGCCUAAGGAGAAAGGGUCCUUUUUGCUUUGCGGGAUAUAGAUCUGACUGUCAUCCACAAAGCAGCGAGAAGAAGUAUCAUACUUUCUCAAUAUAGUACAAAGGAAUGAAAACAGCAGGAGCUCCGAAAUUGAACCCUGUGGAACGCCAUAACGCAGUGGGGGCAGAGUGAGACUCGGAGCAACCAAGGCUAACACAACAAAUAAAUAAAUAAAUAAACCCUGCCUGGCGGCCCGGUAGUCCAGUGGUUAGCACGUCGGCUUCACAGUGCAGAGGUACCGGGUUCGAAUCCAGCUCCGGCCUCCCUGUGUGGAGUUUGCAUGUUCUCCCCGGGCCUGCGUGGGUUUUCUCCGGGUGCUCCGGUUUCCUCCCACAUUCCAAAAACAUGCGUGGCAGGCUGAUUGAACACUCUAAAUUGUCCCUAGGUGUGAGUGCGAAUGGUUGUUCGUCUAUGUGUGCCCUGCGAUUGGCUGGCAACCGAUUCAGGGUUUCCCCCGCCUACUGCCCGAAGACAGCUGGGAUGGGCUCCAGCACCCACCGCGACCCUAGUGAGGAUCAAGCGGCUCGGAAGAUGAAUGAAUGAAUGAAUAAAUCCUGCCUGCCACAUAGGAACUAAACCACUGCAGGGCGCUCCCACCAAUGCCCGCCAUGUGUUGUAAACGAGCCAACAUAUGCUGUGCCGUUUCAAAUACCGCAGUCAGGUCCAACAAACUAGAUGUGCACAGUCUCCAGUGUCAUUAGCCAGGAGGAUGUCAUUAAAACCAUGUAGCAUCAUAAACUCUGACUGGAAACCUCGAGUUGAAAUGUUCUGACAUUUACUUGGAGGAUAGACAGACAGAAAAGGAUCUUUUGUCACCUCGGUGACUCACGUCGAAUGAUAUCGCCGCAAUUUAAAUUGAAAAUCCUUGAGAUUCUAUCCAUUUGGCGUGAUUUUCAUAAAUUUCGUUUGUCAAAAAUAAGGUGAAUGACAAUGCAGUAAAUUAUGGGAUAGCGUCAUUUACAAAGUGUGCCAUCGGAUUGAUACGUUGUCAUCCUAUGCUGCUCACAGCCCCGAGAAGGCAUAUUUGGAUGAAUCCUGGUCACUGCAGAGCACAGCAUCCCUCGGAAUUCACCUCCAGUCUUUUUCUGAGGGAGAUGUCAUGUUUUUUUCAGCUUUUCCGCUUUAACAGCUGUGUAUGAGCAUCUGUGGCUUUGCGAAGGCCGACACACCUGCACUCUUCCGACUCCAAACACGAUGGUUGUCUGGAAAGAGGGUUUUGGCUGACUUAGAAUAAGUAGGUCCUUAUUGGUGUCCCUGAAGUGAUGGGAAGAAAAAUCCAAAAAGACUUAUUAUAUGCAGUCGGUCCAACCCCACCACCCCGCCCCCAAAAAAUAAAAA